AUGGCCGCUCCCGCCAGCCGUCUGUGCCACAUCGCCUUCAGCGUGCCCGCGGGACAGCCCCUUGCCCGGGACCUGCAGCGCCUCUUCGGCUUCCAGCCCCUGGCGGCGCGGGAGGCGGAAGGCUGGCGGCAGGUGGCCCUGCGCAGUGGCGACGCGGUCUUUUUGGUGAACGAAGGCGCGGGGCCCGGGGAGCCUCUGUACGGCCUGGACACACGUCAUGCCGUGCCCAGCGCCACGAACCUGUGCUUCGAUGUGGCAGACGUGGGUGCCGCCGCCCUGGCACUGGCCUCGCGGGGCUGCCGCGUGCCAGUGCCCCCUGUCCGCGUGCGGGAUGCGCAGGGCGCCGCCACUUACGCCGUGGUCAGCUCGCCUGCCGGCAAUCUCAGCCUGACGGUGCUGGAGCGCGCUGGCUACCGCGGGCCCUUCCUGCCCGGCUUUGGGCCCGUGCCCUCCGUGCCCGGUCCCAGCUGGGUCAGCCACGUGGACCACCUGACCUUGGUCUGCACUCCCGGCAGCUCCCCUACGCUGAUGCGCUGGUUCCACGACUGCCUGGGCUUUUGCCACUUGCCUCUGAGCCCAGGUGAGGAUCCGGAGCUGGGCCUCGAGGUGGCAACAGGGUCUGGACGCGGAGGUCUGCGGCUGACCGCCCUGCAGGCCCCACCGGGCACCGUUGUCCCUACCCUCGUGCUGGCCGAGUCCCUGCGAGGGGCCACCAGCAGGCAGGACCAGGUGGAGCAGUUCCUGGCCAGGCAUCGGGGGCCUGGCCUGCAGCAUGUGGGGCUGUAUACGCCAAACAUCGUGGAGGCCACUGAGGGGGUGGCCAUGGCUGGGGGCCAGCUGCUGACUCCCCCUAAGGCAUACUACCAGCAGCCAGGCAAAGAGAGGCAGAUCCUAGAUGCAGGGCACAAGCCUAGCCUUCUGGCCCAACAGGGAAUCCUGCUGGAUGGUGAUAAAGGCAAGUUUCUGCUUCAGGUCUUCACAAAGUCCCUUUUUGCUGAGGACACCUUCUUCCUGGAGCUGAUUCAGAGGCAGGGGGCCACAGGUUUUGGCCAGGGCAACAUCAGGGCCCUGUGGCAGUCUGUGCAGGAGCAAGUUGCCAGGGGCCAGGAAGCCUGA
Messenger RNA from Cynocephalus volans (Philippine flying lemur), 1116 nucleotides. It is a transcript of the gene HPDL, whose product is annotated as 4-hydroxyphenylpyruvate dioxygenase like. Gene Ontology annotation, biological process: aromatic amino acid metabolic process. NCBI's taxonomy places the organism in Eukaryota, Metazoa, Chordata, Mammalia, Dermoptera, Cynocephalidae. The transcript has a single exon. Gene Ontology annotation, molecular function: 4-hydroxyphenylpyruvate dioxygenase activity. The record is from RefSeq and is a predicted model, not a curated record. The coding region runs from base 1 to 1116 and encodes 371 amino acids.